CAGCAGGCUACUCGUGAGUGUUGAUGACUUUGUCUUCUUCCACGGGAUGGGGAGAGUAGGACUGCAGGAGAAAGAUAUGAUGAUCGAGUGAGGCAAGGAUACCGAUCGAUCAAGCUUGGUCGAAGAAGCCAAGCAUGCGCUAUUCCUGCGACAAGAGACACAUGCAGAGGGAGAGGGAGCGAGGCAGAGAGAGUGUGAGUGUCGAGAGAGGCGAGGGGAGGGUCCCUUUGCAGAGCAUCCCAUCAAUCAAUCACCUGGUGAUGGUAUGCAGGGCGCAGUCAUUGGUCCCCCGCAAAAGCUACGAGUCUACGACGCCCAUCAUUUGCCAUCUUCCCAUCCACCUCCCAUCGUCAUCCUCCUUUCCCCGUCAUUUCGUCUCCAGGUCCCGCGGUUCUAGGCCCCUUCCAAUCUUCGACGAGCCUUGUUCCCGCUGACCAGGUGCAGCUUCCGGAGGGCCAGGCCAAGACUCCCCGUUGUGACUCUCCCUCAGCCAGCCUGGAUCGUUUAUUCGUUGCUGACGACUCGAUAGACGAUGGGCGCGGAUGCUGGACCAUGCCAAUCCGCCAGCCAGACAGGCUGACCGCCGAGAUGCCAUGGCGACCCAAGACUACUUAGACCCAGCCACCCCUCCUCUCUCGACGGUGCUUUUGUCUCGAUAUCCCCCAGUAUCAUCACACUCGUCGACUUGCACAGAAUCAUCCAGCAUGGCAUCUAAAGACCACAACGUUGAGGAGCGCCAGGUCGACCAGGCCGUCCGUCAGUCGCUUCAAGAUGAGGUCAUGAACGAGAAGGCUGCCGCCAUGCACACGGAGAACUUUCAUGAAGCUGCUGAAAGAGGCCAUGCUGCCACCGACAAGUAUGGACACUCCCUUGUUACAUUCGACCCUAAGGCCGAGGCACGACUGCGCUGGAAGAUUGAUCUCUACAUUGUGCCCACGGUCUCUUUGCUCUAUCUCUUUUGCUUCAUUGAUCGCGCCAACAUCGGUAACGCCAAACUCGCCGGCCUCGAGAAAGACCUUAAUCUCAAGGGUAAUGAUUACAACAUUGUUCUCUCCACCUUCUACAUCAGCUACAUCCUCUUUGAGCUGCCGGCGAACAUGGCGUGCAAGUACUUUGGCCCGGGCUGGUUCCUCCCCGCGACCUCGCUUGCGUUUGGAAUCUUCUCCAUCUGUACAGCCUUCGUGCACCACAUAUCGUCGGCUUGUGGCGUACGGUUCCUUCUUGGUGUAGCUGAGGCCGGCAUGCUUCCAGGUAUCGCCUAUUAUAUGUCUCGAUGGUACCGUCGGAGUGAGUUGGCGUUUCGACUAUCGCUGUACAUUGUCAUGGCUCCUCUCGCCGGGGCUUUCGGAGGUCUCUUAGCUUCGGCCAUUCUCAAGCUGAGCCACUUUGGCGGUCUCCAUGAGUGGCGGAUGAUCUUUGCCAUCGAAGGCAUCAUCACCUGUGGCCUUUCGCUUAUCGCCUUCUUCACCCUGACCGACCGUCCUCAGACCGCAAGAUGGCUGAGUCAAGAAGAGAAAGACCUUGCGAUUGCCAGAGUCAAGUCGGAGCGCGUUGGCACGACCGAAGUUCUCGACAAGUUGGACGUGCCCAAGAUUCUCCGGGGUAUCACGAGCCCGGUCACCCUUGCGACGUCAUUCAUCUUCCUUCUCGACAACAUCACCGUCCAAGGCUUGGCCUUCUUCCUUCCGACCAUUGUCAAGACGAUCUACCCCAAGAACUCGGUCAUAUCUCAGCAACUGCAUACCGUCCCGCCAUAUGUCGUGGGGGCUUUCUUCGUCCUUCUAUUCCCGCUACUCUCGUGGCGUUUCGAUCGUCGCAAUAUCUUUCUUAUUCUUUCCGCGCCGUUGAUGAUGUGCGGAUAUAUCAUGUUCUUGGCCAGCACCAAUUCGCACGUCCGUUACGGAGCAACCUUUCUUAUCGCAGCCGGGGCAUUCCCGUACGGUGCCCUGUGCAAUGCCCAAGUUUCCGCAAACGUCGUUUCAGACACCGCCCGCUCAGCGGCUAUCGGCACGAACGUCAUGUUCGGAAACGUUGGCGGCUUGAUUUCGACUUGGUCUUUCCUGCCCUUUGACGCGCCCAACUACCAUAUCGGCAACGGAUUGAAUUUGGCUACCUCGUCGACGAUCUUGAUUCUUUCCAUUCUCUUGCUGUUUUGGAUGUGGGCGGAUAACAAGCGCCGGGAGAAGAAGGAUGUUGAUACCGAACUGGACGGCUUGUCAUUGAAGCAGGUACAGGACCUUGAUUGGAAGCAUCCUGCCUUCAGGUGGAGGCCAUAAUUCAGACCGGACUUGUGCAAGAGGCUGUGAAACGGAUGGCGCCGAGGCUGUGCGGGCAGGAAAAGGGUUGACGGUUACAUGCCGAUUCUGCUAGCAAGAAAGCGAGAGGGCCUUUUGGUCUGGUAGUUUAGGCAUACAUGGUUUAAGAGACACACUUCCCCCUGACCCGGAG
Molecule: messenger RNA, 2448 nt
Organism: Cladophialophora immunda
Lineage: Eukaryota; Fungi; Ascomycota; Eurotiomycetes; Chaetothyriales; Herpotrichiellaceae
Exons: 4
Coding region: 543-2276 (577 amino acids)
Biological process (GO): transmembrane transport
Cellular component (GO): membrane
Molecular function (GO): transmembrane transporter activity
Source: RefSeq, a predicted model, not a curated record